GGAUAAAAGAAACCCAUCUCUUUGUUAUCUCCGUGCACAGACAAAAAUCAACAACCAUGGGAGAGGUUGAUCCAGCUUUCAUCCAAGACCCUGAACACAGGCCCAAAAUCGCCUUCACCGAAGCUCAAGGCAUCCCAUUGAUCGAUCUUUCUCCUAUCUCCCCACAAUCCUCCGACAAAGUUUCUGCCGUCGACGAGGGCGUUGUUAGAGAGAUAGGGGAUGCAUGCAAGGAGUGGGGUUUCUUCCAGGUGAUCAACCAUGGGGUGCCUUUGGAGAAGCGCCAGAGGAUCGAGGAUGCGUCGAGGAAGUUCUUUGCGCAGAGCCUGGAGGAGAAGAGGAAGGUUAGAAGGAACGACAAGGAGGUGUUGGGUUACUAUGACACCGAGCACACCAAGAAUGUCAGGGACUGGAAGGAGGUGUUUGAUUUUACAAUAGAGGAACCCACCAUAAUCCCGGCUUCUCAUGAGCCUGAUGACAAGGAAGUGACAGAGUGGACUAAUCAGUGGCCUGAUUACCCAACUGAGUUAAGGGAGGCAUGCCAGGAAUAUGCUCAAGAGAUGGUAAAACUAGCUUACAAGUUAAUGGAACUGGUGGCUCUGAGCCUGGGCUUGCCAGGAGAUAAGUUCCAUGGCUUCUUCAAAGACCAAACAAGCUUUAUCCGCCUGAAUCACUAUCCACCUUGCCCUGCCCCUCACUUGGCGCUUGGCGUUGGUCGACACAAGGAUGGCGGUGGCUUAACCAUCCUUGCUCAAGAUGAUGUUGGAGGAUUAGAAGUCAAGCGGAAAACUGAUGGAGAGUGGAUUCGGGUCAACCCUACCCCGGAUGCUUAUAUCAUCAAUGUUGGUGACAUCAUUCAGGUUUGGAGCAAUGACAAGUAUGAGAGCGUGGAUCAUAGGGUGAUGGUGAACUCAAAGAGGGAAAGGUUCUCCAUUCCAUUUUUCUUCAACCCGGCACACUACACCUUGGUUAAGCCCUUGGAGGAGCUGACAAAUGAGCAAAACCCUGCUAAAUACAGAGAAUACAGCUGGGGAAAGUUUAUAACCAACAGAAAGCGCAGUAAUUUCCAGAAGCUCAAUGUUGAAAAUAUCCAAAUCUAUCAUUUCAGGAUCUAAUUAAGAGUAAGCUGAUCAUUGGAGGCAGUAUUUUGUAUUAUAUGCCAAGCAAUAAUAUUCAGCUUCUUGUAGUACUAUGUUAUACAAUGCUGUAAGUAUGAUGUUGUUCAUUGCGUAGAUAAGCAAUGCUGUAAAUAAGAAUAAUGGAAUAUGGGGGCUUGUCUCAUAAAAUCCUUUGUGUUAUUCUUUACGAGAUGAUAAUAUACGAAGUACAAUAGCAGGACAUAGAA
Molecule: messenger RNA, 1342 nt
Organism: Corylus avellana
Lineage: Eukaryota; Viridiplantae; Streptophyta; Magnoliopsida; Fagales; Betulaceae
Product: fe(II)/2-oxoglutarate-dependent dioxygenase 4
Source: RefSeq, a predicted model, not a curated record